AUGGCAACUAAACAACAACCCAAUGGCGAUACGAGCACAAUGAAUGGCAAAGGCAGGGGGAAUAUAGUGCUGGUUCCUAGUACAGACUCCAUGAGUAUGUUAACUAGACCGCAAUUAUUUAGUAUAUAUGAUGAGGAAAUUGUGGAAAGCGAGGAUACGGAAAUCUACGAAGAGGCUAAGAAGUCUGCAGGUAAAAUAGUUGAUGAAUCAGUGUUUACUGCUGGUGUUACUUCACGGAAGAGGUAUAAGAAGUUCUUUAACUUUGUGAUAUCUUUGUCAAUAUUGGGCAUUUCAGGGAUUGCAUACCAUGAAUUAAGCAAAAACCUGCAUGAUAACCACCUUCUACACGAGGAGUUCACCUCAAGGCCGCUUGUAUUGGGUGUAAAGUUGUGCCAGCAGCUUAGUUUCGGUCUUUUCCCGACCUGGGCAGGAUAUGCGCUUGAAGGAAUUAUAUUUGGUUCGAUGCUACCUGUACUGGAUUACUGGAGGGGGGUGAAAGUUGCGAAGGUAAGCCUUUCCGGAGUUUUGAGAUCAGUCAAUGCUAUUCUUGGCGUUGCGUUCGGUAUACGGAGGGUCGAAUGGUCUUCUUCGCUCCAAGCUAGCGUAGCUUGGUUUCUAUUGGAUGGAGUUCUUUGGCUAUUUUUCGAUGGUUCGUUGUCUGUGUUACUGCUAGGAUUUACUAUGGGCCUCAUCACGGCCAUUACAAGCUACGCCGAGAUUGUUGAUUUAUCCCAACUGCUGUAUUUUAUUGACUUUUACUUCCUAGGGUUACUAUUCUUCGGAAAACUAGGCAGGUUCUUGUACCAGCGUUGA
Eremothecium sinecaudum is the source of this 813-nucleotide messenger RNA. Its product is annotated as HBR485Cp. Gene Ontology annotation, biological process: sterol biosynthetic process. Bases 1 to 813 code for a protein of 270 amino acids. The transcript has a single exon. Gene Ontology annotation, cellular component: endoplasmic reticulum. Lineage: Eukaryota; Fungi; Ascomycota; Saccharomycetes; Saccharomycetales; Saccharomycetaceae. The record is from RefSeq and is a predicted model, not a curated record.